AUACAAACGUGCUCGGGUUCUUCUUUAUUUUUGACACGAACCGAAAGCACUUCCUUGUUCCGAGAGGCUAAGGAGAAGGAUAAAUAAGUUGAAGAUGGCUCAGACGCUUCUGUCACAUCGAAUCUGGAUGCUUUCUACGAAAGCUGUUCGCUGUCUUCCUGCCUCGACAGCCUCCAUCUCCUCCUCUUUUUCCCAUGGUUGCUCUUCAUAUUCCACCUCCAUGCCAUCUCGGGUCUCUUUCCUCUCUCCUUCACACACUUUGUUUCGCUCCCUUCCUCACAAUUUCUGCCGCCAAAUCUCCUUCAGUAUUCAGGACAACGAUGACUUCAGGGACAGGGUCAUCAACAGUGAUCUGCCCGUGCUCAUUGACUUCCAUGCAGAGUGGUGUGGUCCCUGUAGGCUCCUUGGACCAAGGUUGGAGAAAGCUAUUGCAAAACAGGAAGGUCGUGUUGCUAUGGCAAAAGUUGACAUUGACGAUCACACAGACUUGGCUCUUGAAUAUGGUGUGUCUGCUGUUCCAACAGUCAUCGCCAUGCGGGGAGGCAACAUUGUUGACAAAUUUGUGGGGAUGAAAGACCAAGACCAGCUGGACUCAUUUAUCAGCAAGCUCAUUGGAAAAUAAAUGAGCUGUCUCCGCCCUGUAUUUCCCCAUCAUAACUGUGAUAUUUUGUAUAACAUUCAAAAAGUCCAUAGCUGCCAUUUUGUCCCCAUUUACUAGCAUCAAGAAAAUUUGCAAAAGACUGCAGUUAUCGAAGCUGUAAAACCCUUAAAGGAAACCUCCAGGAUUUUUCAACCUGGACCCUAUUUUUUUAGGUUUUUGGGUUAAACAUUUCACUCCGGACAAAAACAAUUUUAAUCAUUCCCACUAAGUAGUUGAAACUAUCUGGUCACUUGGAGAGGAUCCUGACGGAGUUACAUGUGUACAUAUUUACCUUGAGAAAUGAAUAGAAGAUUUAAAAAAAGAAAAUAAUCAUACAGUGAGCAUCUUACUGUAGGUCGUCUUCGGUUUUGGUGACACUGGUCUGCCUCGUGUCAUUACAUGUUGAAUAUCAGUGAGGGGCUUGUUCUUUCGCUUACUGAGGUCAACAUUCACAUUUGUGUCCCUGUAGGGAUCCUCUCCAUGCUACCAAACAUUUCUAAUGACAUUUUUAUCUGUACUGUACUGCCAAGAAGUCGCGCGCUGUGAUUUCUUAACCUUGCCCCCUUUGUGCACAUGGUACAGUUCUUUAGCCUUUGACAGUGUUGGCAUUCAAAAUCAGUACUGGAACAGUUGACACUAUUUUUCUUUGAACCUACAAACAUCGCCCAAUAGAACCCAGGUUAAGAAAUUGCAGAGUUGCCCUUUAAGAUCCCCACGCCCAUCUCUGCACAUUGCUUCUGCUGCAUAUCCUUUUGUCUAGCAAUAGAUGUUUGUCCUCAUUUGGCCUCAGAUAAUUUGCGCAGCCUUUUGCAACAGUUCCCAUUUAGUGCGACACACUAGUCAAAGUGACAGAGCAGCUGAGCCGGUCUGUCAGUUUGUUGUAAGAGUGUGUAGAGUGUAAAACUGACCCUGGUGUUUAGCACUUUGCACUGUACAACAUGAGGCAUGAACAUUUGCAGCUUAAUGUGUGAAGAAUAGAACUUGGAAUGAGGUUCCACGCUGUCUGUAGUUCCCGCUUUGGUCCACAUGGGGGAGACGUGUUUUAAACUAUCCUAAAGUCUCAUGGUCAUUUUGCCCCUUCGUUCAUGUUAGCACAAACAGUGCACAUGCUUUUCUGUAUGCGUGUCUUUGGGUUCUGACUGGAAGGCAGGACAACUAGGAAUGGCAAAUAUGAGAUUGAUUUAGUUUAUCACAACUGAACUCUAUGUACCAGUAUGAUGACCAAGUGAUGUAAUAAAGGAGUUUAAACAUCUGUA
This is a messenger RNA of Thalassophryne amazonica, 1896 nucleotides long. It is a transcript of the gene txn2, whose product is annotated as thioredoxin 2. The transcript has 4 exons. The record is from RefSeq and is a predicted model, not a curated record. Gene Ontology annotation, cellular component: cytoplasm. NCBI's taxonomy places the organism in Eukaryota, Metazoa, Chordata, Actinopteri, Batrachoidiformes, Batrachoididae. The coding region runs from base 95 to 622 and encodes 175 amino acids. Gene Ontology annotation, molecular function: protein-disulfide reductase activity; oxidoreductase activity, acting on a sulfur group of donors, disulfide as acceptor.